This is a messenger RNA of Knipowitschia caucasica, 900 nucleotides long. The record is from the annotation of a GenBank genome assembly. NCBI's taxonomy places the organism in Eukaryota, Metazoa, Chordata, Actinopteri, Gobiiformes, Gobiidae.
AUGAUAGACAGGCAGAGCGGAACAUCCCAUAAUCCUCGCCGUCCCACCUCGCCAUCCGUCGCACGGCUCUCCUCCAGACCCCUCCCUCACAGUGGGCUGUGCCUCCCUCAGACCCCUCCCUCACAGUGGACUGUGCCUCAGACCCCUCCCUCACAGUGGGCUGUGCCUCCCUCAGACCCCUCCCUCACAGUGGGCUGUGCCUCCCUCAGACCGCUCCCUCACAGUGGGCUGUGCCUCCCUCAGACCCCUCCCUCACAGUGGGCUGUGCCUCCCUCAGACCCCUCCCUCACAGUGGGCUGUGCCUCCCUCAGACCCCUCCCUCACAGUGGGCUGUGCCUCCCUCAGACCGCUCCCUCACAGUGGGCUGUGCCUCCCUCAGACCCCUCCCUCACAGUGGGCUGUGCCUCCCUCAGACCUCUCCCUCACAGUGGACUGUGCCUCCCCUCAGACCCCUCCCUCACAGUGGACUGUGCCUCAGACCUCUCCCUCACAGUGGACUGUGCCUCCCCUCAGACCCCUCCCUCACAGUGGACUGUGCCUCAGACCCCUCCCUCACAGUGGACUGUGCCUCCCUCAGACCCCUCCCUCACAGUGGGCUGUGCCUCCCUCAGACCCCUCCCUCACAGUGGGCUGUGCCUCCCUCAGACCCCUCCCUCACAGUGGGCUGUGCCUCCCUCAGACCCCUCCCUCACAGUGGGCUGUGCCUCCCUCAGACCCCUCCCUCACAGUGGACUGUGCCUCCCUCAGACCCCUCCCUCACAGUGGGCUGUGCCUCCCUCAGACCCCUCCCUCACAGUGGGCUGUGCCUCCCUCAGACCCCUCCCUCACAGUGGGCUGUGCCUCCCCUCAGACCGCUCCCUCACAGUGGACUGUGUGAGUGCUCUCAGCUCGUGCUGUUGA